Molecule: messenger RNA, 234 nt
Organism: Naegleria gruberi
Lineage: Eukaryota; Heterolobosea; Eutetramitea; Acrasida; Naegleriidae
Exons: 1
Coding region: 1-234 (77 amino acids)
Biological process (GO): protein ubiquitination; modification-dependent protein catabolic process
Cellular component (GO): cytoplasm; nucleus
Molecular function (GO): protein tag activity; ubiquitin protein ligase binding
Source: RefSeq, a predicted model, not a curated record
AUGCAACUUUUUGUAAAAACCCUAACUGGAAAGACAAUUACAAUUGAAAUGGAAUCGAAUGAUACUGUUGAACAUUUGAAACAAAAGAUAUUUGAUAAGGAGGGAAUUCCAUCAGAUCAACAACGAUUGAUUUAUGCAGGAAAACAAUUGGAAGAUGGAAGAACAGUUAGUGAUUACAAUCUUCAAAAGGAUUCAACUGUGCAUUUAGUGUUGAGACUGAGAGGAGGUUGUUAA